This is a messenger RNA of Hibiscus syriacus, 1882 nucleotides long. Its product is annotated as heavy metal-associated isoprenylated plant protein 34-like. The transcript is spliced from 3 exons. Bases 222 to 1763 code for a protein of 513 amino acids. The record is from RefSeq and is a predicted model, not a curated record. Gene Ontology annotation, molecular function: metal ion binding. NCBI's taxonomy places the organism in Eukaryota, Viridiplantae, Streptophyta, Magnoliopsida, Malvales, Malvaceae.
CCUUAGCCUUAUAUUUCUCUCUCUUUCUCCUUGCUUUCUUCUCUAAAAGAGCAGCAUUUUAAUGCCCCAACGACCGUCUUUAAGCUCUACUAGUACAUGCUUUCUUAAAACCUUGUAGCAAAAGGUUAUUUUUUCUUUCCAAUUCCUUGUUUAACUGGACAAAGAACCAAAAGUUUCACUUCUCUUGGAUAUUUUCUUUUUCUCUCUCUGUUCCUUGAAGGAUGAAUAAACAAGAUGUCAUGAAGAUGCAGACAUGGGUUCUCAAAGUGAAUAUACAGUGUAGCUGUGAUGGGUGUAAGCAGAAAAUAAGGAAGCUGCUGCAGAAAAUUGAUGGGGUGUAUACGACUAGUAUAAAUGCAGAUCAAGGGAAGGUGACAGUGACUGGUAAUGUCGAUCCGGCUGUUCUCAUCAAGAAGCUGCAGAAAUCAGGGAAACAUGCACAGUUAUGGGGUGUUGCUCAAAAGGGGGGUCCAAAUAAUUUCCCCAACCAGUUCAAGAACAUGAGUAUGGAUGGUGGCAAAGGUGGGAAAGACAACAAAUCUCAAAAAGGUGGAGGCGGUGGUGGUGGUGGUGGAAAUAACCAGCAGAAAGGUGGGCUGCAAUUUGCACCACAGCAUCUGCAAGAUAUGCAGCAGAUGAUGAAAGGGUUUAACCCUCCCAAAGACCAUAAAUCUGUCAAGUUUCACUUGCCCGAGGAUGAUGGGAGUGAUGAUGAUUAUGAUGAUGAGUUCGAUGAUGAAUUUGAUGAUGAGUUUGAUGAUGACGAUGAUGAUUAUGAUGAUGAUGAGGAAUUUGGUCAUGGUCAUGGACAUGGCCAAGGGCAAAUGCAAAACAAGAUGGUGGCUAUGAUGGGAAAAGGCCAUGGGGGGUCAAAUGGUAUGAUUAAUGGCCAUGCCAUGAAUGGUAAAAACGGAGGUGGUGGUGGGAAUAAUGGGAAGAAAGGUGGAGCUAUUGAUAUGCCCAUGGUGAUGAAAGGCAUGGGGGAGAACAAAGAAGGCAAAAAGAAAGGAGGUGGGGAAAAGAACAAAGGAGGUGAUAAACAUGGUGGUAAAAAAGGGGGUGGGGGAGGAGGUUUACUUGGGUUUUUCAAGAAGGAUAAAGGUGGAAAAGAUUCUAGUAAGAAGGGUAAAAACGAUUGGGAUGAUUAUGAUAAAAAUAAGGGCUCUUCUCAUAAUGGAAAUGGAGGUCGUGGUGGUGGUGGGAACAAUAAUGGCAAUGGAGCUAAAAAAGGUGGGGGCAAAAAUGGUGGUGGUGGGGGUCACCAUGAGAUGAUGAACAAAAUUAAGAGUGGUGGGUUUCAAGACAUUGAUGCUAUUAAUCAUGGCAAAGGAGGUGGUGGGGGUGGGGGUGGGGGUGCCGCCCCUGGUGGUGGCCACGGAGGCGGCAAUGGAGGCAAGAAUAUGGGGCAGAUGGGCCAAAUGGGCUUUAACAUGGGCCAAAUGGGGAAUUAUCCAAUGAACCAGAUGGGCAACUUUGCUGCAGUACAAGGACUACCAGCACCAGCACCAGCACCACCAAUGAACAAUGGUGGUGGGUAUUAUCAAGGGAUGGGGCCAGGGAAUCCCUAUAAUCAGCCUCAGUAUAUGGCUGCCAUGAUGAUGAACCAGCAGAGAGCAAAUGGGGGAAUGUAUCAGCCAAUGAUGUAUGCUCAACCAUAUCCUCCCCAAGCAAGCUACGGCCCUCCGCCGAUGCAUCCCCCCCACUCCGAAUCGUAUGCUCAUUACUUCAGUGAUGAGAACGCAAACAGCUGCAGUAUCAUGUAAAAUUUUCCCAGUAUUAGUGAUGUUUUUUUUCCCAUUGUUCUUUUUUGGCUUGCUCUAGGGUGCUUCAUACAAAAGCUUGCAAGGGAAAUAUUUAGUUUUCCCUAUAGUCAAAUUCCGCC